AUUCGACACUCGUUUCCGCCGCACAGCUGCCCGGCAGCCCCCACCCGUCCUUACGUCCCUGUAUCUAGCCGCCGCACAUCAUGUCUGACUGGGAGGCAUCUGACAACGAAGCCGCCCCGCCUCCACCCUCUGCCGUAGCAAGGAAGGUGACGAAGAAGUGGGAAGGAGAGGAUGAGGAGGAUGAUGCCCCCGUCAGCGACUGGGAGCAGUCGUCAGACGAGGAAGAAAAGCCCCAGCCGACAGCAUCAGUCGCUCCCCCAAAGAAAAAGGGAACACUGAAGGCGAAGCUAGCAGAGAAGGAAGCCGCGAAGGCUGCAGUUAGGGCAUCGGUAGACGACGACCUCUACGAUGAGGAUGCCGUCCUCGAUCCUCGUGAAAAAGCCCGGCUUGACAGAGAAAGGGAACUCGCAGCCGAUCUCAACAACGCAGUAGACCUUUUCGGAGCUGCUGCCCUGGGCGGCACAUCAAACAAGGAUCUCGACGCCCUCAUCUCGUUCAACCCCCGCACGAAAGAUGACUUCGAGAAACUAUCGCACAAUAUCAUCGAGUUCAUCGUCAAGCGGUAUCAGGACAAGCCUUUGUACGCGGCCUUCGUGGAGCACCACGUCCGUGAGCUCGCCAUGCCCCUGCGCGAUGUCGAAGUGCGCAAGGCCGCAAGCGGGCUUACCACGCUUGCCAACGAGAAGCAAAAAGAGCAGCGCGACAAGGCGAGCGGGAAGAAGAAGCCGAAGGCCACCGCGAAGCCCGCAUUGGGCGCAUCGAAGGUAUCGAACAAACAUGAUACCAACACAUACGAGGAAGCUCUGGAUGACUUCGGGUCAAACGGAGAUGAUUUCAUGUAAUGGGAGCAAAGGAAGCAGUCAUGUUGUAGCAAUUCACCGAAUCACUUGUCACCAGGGUUCACACAUAUUCCUCAUUCCGUUUGUUUGUAGCCAUUGUCAUUGCCAAGGAGCCACUCCUAGACUAUCUAAUUACCCUCUGAUCUACGCGUC
Molecule: messenger RNA, 992 nt
Organism: Heterobasidion irregulare TC 32-1
Lineage: Eukaryota; Fungi; Basidiomycota; Agaricomycetes; Russulales; Bondarzewiaceae
Exons: 5
Coding region: 81-842 (253 amino acids)
Cellular component (GO): eukaryotic translation initiation factor 3 complex; cytoplasm
Molecular function (GO): translation initiation factor activity
Source: RefSeq, a predicted model, not a curated record